Molecule: messenger RNA, 6058 nt
Organism: Taeniopygia guttata (zebra finch)
Lineage: Eukaryota; Metazoa; Chordata; Aves; Passeriformes; Estrildidae
Source: RefSeq, a predicted model, not a curated record
AUUCCCGGAGGAGGCGGGAGGUGACGCCGGGAGGAGCGGGGAUGGAUGCGGGGAUGGAUGUGGGUGCGUGGGGACCCCGCAGUGCCACCCGCGGGAGCCCACGGAAAGCUGCAGACAGCUUCUUCUCUGCUCCCUCUGAUCCUCAGAGCAGCCCAGGCUCUCUGAAGAACUAACCCUGCACAGCGCUCUUACCUUUCUAACUUAGAGGGGAAAAAAUUACUUGCAAAAAUAUCUGUUUGCAGCCGCCGUGAAGGGAGUUUAUUUUCCUAACACUGGAUUUUCUAAUAUCUUUUGGUGGGAGCUGAUAGGGCCCUGAAACAAAAUAACCUGGAAGGGGCUCUGCAGGCACUCGGUGCUGCUCAAGAGACCCAACCACCCUUAUUUACGUUAUUCCUACACGUAUACUCAUUUUUUCCUGCAUUUAUCACCAUGUCCAGCUUCCAGCUCAGGCAGCUGCUGUGUCAGAAGGGUUUGUGAGUCAGCGAUGACAAAAAAGGGGCUAUUUUCUCUUCUGGCAUCAGGCAGCUGUCCUUAGGCUCACUUUGCUGCAGAUGGGAGCUGCUCUAGUCCCUAAUUUGGGAUCUGGGGCAGGACGUGCUCAGCGCAUCCCCUGGAUCACCAGCAGGAGCAGAUCCUUUUCCCAGCUGAAAUGGUUUUUAUGGGGCCAUCCCCAUGAAAUGGAGGGAUGGAUUGUUCCUGCAGAGCUGCACCUCUGCCUCUCCUUAAAUGAGCCCAGCCUUGUUCAGGGCUUUCUGCAGCCAUCGAGCGCAGAGAACAGAGUUUCUGCUCUCUGGGGAUAUUGUAAGUUUAAACAGAGUGUGAGUGCUGUCCUCUCAUGACUUUACAAACUCCCUCACCUCUACCCAAACUGUUACUUGUCGGACUCUUGCAAAUCCUUAAAUCUCUCUUAUUGCAACUCUUAAAGAUAUUUCUGCUGUUCCCAAGUGCUGGAUAAUCAAACCUUGUGUCUCACUUGUCACCUGUGACGUAAACGCCACCGAGCUGCUUUUGCUGGGAUUUCAAAGGGCAUUUGGGUCAGAAAAACGGAGUGAGGCCACCGAUGUGAACUGGAGGUCACGGCCGAGUGCCAGCGGUGGAUGCCACCCCCGGUGUCCCCUUCCCACGGGAUGUUCUCCUCUGCCUGGCCACCCCCGGUGUUCCCGGUGCUCCCGGUGUUCCCGGGUCAGGAGGGAACACCUCGGGGUGCUGGCCCUGACCUGGAAUCCCCUCGGGAUUUCCCAUUCAGCUCCUCUGUGUGAGCCUCAUCCCCAUCCGAAUUCGACUUUAGGGUUUGUCUCUGUGUCGUCCUCCGGUGCUUAUUGCCCUCGAAGUAAAUCAUUCUGGGGGUGUCAAAUAUGCCCUAAAAGGGGGUGGAAUAUUGGGGCCAUACAUAAUUAAUAAUGUGGUAUUUCGUCCUUGUGAGCCCCCUGGGCUGUCUGUGCAGGUAUCUUGGUUAAACUGCUUCAGGUAUUUUAAAAAUGGAAAUAUUGGAAAGCUGCAGCAUUGGCCGUGGGAUGUGUGGGGACAGGAUUAGGGGACAGUGUCACCAUCUGGGAUGCCCUCCUGAAGCAAAGGGAUUUGGAGUGCUGGAUGCUUUCCCAUCUUCUGGGGUGUUGUGAAAAAUGUGUGGGGAAAGUCCAUCCAAGGGGGAUGAGGCAGAGAUCAAGGCUUUGGCAGUGGAAUUUAGGUUCAAAUCCUUCUCCCCAGGUGCUUUUGGGGAGCUGUCACCCAUCCUCCGAGCCACAAGGGUGCCCAGGACCUGCUGGCGUGUCCUUUACCCAAAUCUGCUUUUCCUGGGACGUGAGGGGGUUUUAUAAGUUCGGCAUUCUCAGACUUUUACGUUAUAACACGUCAGGGUGGGGCUUAAAUAAAUAAUAGCUCAAAGGCAGGUUCAAAAUGAAUCAUGAGCUGAGGGCAGCCCUGGAGAGUGACUAAAUGCAGGAGCAGGGUCCUCUCUGGAGUGAAGGAUGCUGGUGACACCCCAGAGGGGCAGCAUCACUCAGGAUGGAGGAGCUGAGAAGGAUUUCAGGGCAAUCCUAAUCCUCACCCUGAUUUUCAGUGGGUUUGUGGACAGCCUGACUCCAAACUCCUCAUGUUCCCCCAGCUGUGUUCCACAGGGCUGAUCCAAAUAUUUGCAUGAAAUGAACUGAAAGAUGUUGAGUUAUCAAAGGCAGGACAAGCUGUGGAGAUGGUUUGGGAUGGGGAUUCACCUCAGAGCUCUGAGAUUCCCCUGAUUAAAGCCUGGCUUAAAGCAAACAAACCAGAAGUGCCUCACCUUGCUGCAGGUUUAGCACAGCUGGGCCAAGGGCAGCAAAAGGAUUCUGAGGAGCAUUUGCCUAUCUCUGUGUGAGAAGGAGUUUUCAUUUAUUUUAUCUCCAUUAAUUAGUGCUUUCUGUAUGGGUUUGAUGCUUGCAUUAGGCUCAUUUUCAUUUUGGCACGACCAGCUGCCACAUUUUUGGGGAAUGCUGAGCUACACCAACUUAUUCCCUGGAUUUUCAGUGCCCUCUUCCCAGGACUCCCUCUUUAUCCUGUGUUUUCUGAAGAAAACAAGCUUCUGUUGAUUCAGAGUUGCCAGAUUUUUUUUUUUUUUUUUUCCAACACAGGCAUCUUGGAAAAGUCUUCUCAGGGCACAAAGUUAUUUGAAUUUUCCAAAGCCUGUUCUCCUACUCAGGUAAAACCCCAGCUGGAUUUGCCUAAAUGAUGACUGCAGAGCUUGAUUCAGAUUUAAAUUAAAUUUAAAUUGCUGCUUCAUAGGAUUAGCAAAACCCCACGUUUAAUUGCAUUGCUCUCUUGUUAAAUGAUAAAUGCUCUGUUAGUUGUUACUUUGGGGGUGUUUUCUCGGAUUGAGGAUCCAAUCCAGGUUAUUCCAGCCCAAAUUCCCAGCAUCUCCUGGCUCCCAGAGGAGCAGGGGUGGCUCUCCUGGGCUUCCUCUGGCACUGAGUGGUUUGCAAGGGUGUGACUGAUACAAGAUUUGGGGCUGGGAUGUGCAGCUCCUGCAGCACUCUGUGCUCUCGGGGCCACAGAUGUUGUCAGGGCUUUCUCCAGUCACCCUCGUGUCAGCAGAGGAGCUGCUGGAGGUUUGAGUUGUGUGCUGCUGGUUCUCAGCAGCUCCCCUGUGCUCUCACCACAUCCAGUGUUCUUCCAGCUGCUAAAAGUCUAAAAAUGUCAUUGCAGAGCGAGUGUUUUGGCCUGUUUCUGCUUUUGGUUACUCGCCUCUCCCUAGAGGGACGAAUAAAAGCAGUGCUGGGUGAGGAAUUGGUGUGGGCAUUGACCACACAGCUCUGGGAAAGGUGGGACAGAUCUGGGGAGUUAUCCCUGGCCUGGGAUGUGCCUUUUGUGUGCUUCUUCCUCCCAGCAGAGCCAUUUAUGUUACAAAAAGCACCUUUCAGUGGGGGAGAGAGAGGAAAUCCAUACAAAACCCGACCAGAUGAGCUGUACACUCCAGAUGUAGCUGCCAAAAGAAUUGGGUAGGAGAGAUCUGCUCUGGAUACUGGGAAAGCAUUUUGGAUGGAGCAGAAACCAACCUGAACUUCCCCCAAAGGAUCCCAGAGCUUCAGACCAGGCCAAACCUCCCUGCUGGGGUUUUUCCACCCAAGGAAGGAGAGCAACAAUCUGGUUUUUGUCUCAUCACACAGUGAGAAAUAACUGUGCGAGGCCAGGCUGGGAUCCAUGGAUUGGGAUCCAGGCAGUGAUGUUGGAUGCUCCAGCACUGGGAUCCAUGGAUUGGGAUCCAGGCAGUGAUGUUGGACUCUCCAGCACUGGGAUCCAUGGAUUGGUCCAGGGCAGUGCUGUUGGACACUCUGGGAUUGGGAUCCAUGGAUUGGGAUCCAUGGAUUGGGAUCCAGGCAGUGGUGUUGGACUCUCCAGGACUGGGAUCUGUGGAUUAGGAACCAUGGGCAGUGGUGUUGGACACUCUGGGAUUGGGAUCCAAUGGAUUGGGAUCCAGGGCAGUGGUGUUGGAUGCUCCAGCACUGGGAUCCAUGGACUGGGAUCCAGGCAGUGGUGUUGGACUCUCCAGGAUUGGGAUCCAUGGAUUGGGUGUUGGACACUCCAGCACUGGGAUCCAUGGAUUGGGACCCAGGGCAGUGGUAUUGGACACUCUGGGACUGGGAUCCAUGGAUUGGGAUCCAGGCAGUGGUGUUGGAUGCUCCAGCACUGGGAUCCAUGGAUUGGGUGUUGGACUCUCUGGGACUGGGAUCCAUGGAUUGGGACCCAGGGCAGUGGUGUUGGAUAUUCCAGGACUGGGAUCCAUGGAUUGGGACCCAGGGCAGUGGUGUUGGAUAUUCCAGGACUGGGAUCCAUGGAUUGGGAUCCAGCCAGUGGUGUUGGACACUCCAGGACUGGGAUCCAUGGAUUGGGACCCAGGGCAGUGGUGUUGGAUGCUCCAGCACUGGGAUCCAUGGAUUGGGAUCCGUGGUGUUGGACACUCUGGGACUGGGAUCCAUGGAUUGGGAUCCAGGCAGUUGGAUGCUCCAGCACUGGGAUCCAUGGAUUGGGUGUUGGACACUCUGGGAUUGGGAUCCAUGGAUUGGGACCCAGGGCAGUGGUGUUGGACACUCUGGGACUGGGAUCCAUAGAUUAAGAUCCAGGCAGUGGUGUUGGACACUCUGGGACUGGGAUCCAUGGAUUGGGACCCAGGGCAGUGGUGUUGGACACUCUGGGACUGGGAUCCAUGGAUUGGGAUCCAGGCAGUGCUGUUGGACACUCUGGGACUGGGAUCCAUGGAUUGGGAUCCAGGCAGUUGGAUGCUCCAGGACUGGGAUCCAUGGAUUGGGAUCCAUGGAUUGGGUGUUGGACUCUCCAGCACUGGGAUCCAUGGAUUGGGAUCCAGGCAGUUGGAUGCUCCAGCACUGGGAUCCAUGGAUUGGGAUCCAGGCAGUUGGAUGCUCCAGGACUGGGCUCCAUGGAUUGGGAUCCAGGCAGUGCUGUUGGAUGCUCCAGGACUGGGCUCCAGGAGCAGGCAGGAGCAGAUCCGGCCCCGCAGGGGAUUUCUCCAGGUGCCAGCCCCAUCCCACACCUUGCCCACACAUGACACACGGAUUUUCAGGGAAGCACAGCGCUGUUUGCUCCAUGACCUGAGCCCUUCCCGGGGGAUUUCCUCCUCCCUGGGCGCUGAGUAACACCCGCAACUCUCGGGAAUGAGCAAUCCCGGCUCCAACCCCGGCGCUUUCCCUGGGCAGGCUCCUGCAGGGAGAUUUUCCUUCCUGGCAUUUGGAACAAUUUGCAUAUUCUGAGUCUCAUUUGGCUGGGAAGGAGCUGGAAAUGCCCCAGUGCUGCAAACGCUCAGCUCCAGCUCCCAGUUCAUCACUUUUUUACAGCCCCGUGUUGCGUAAAUCCCGUCCCACCCAAGGGAGGUUCUGCUGCUCUCAGAAAUGCUAAACCUCACCAGGGGGAAAUCUGAAUAUUGUUCUGUCUACAUCAGAUAGAUGUUCUCGCUUUCAUGAGCAGCCACAUGCUGAUUUAUGGCAACCUGCUAUUUAUUUAUCAACAUUUACAUUGUGGAUUUCUAAAUUAUUCUAAUAACAUCAGGCCAACAAGUUGGUCAUGAUGCUGCUCCUUUAAAGUCUUCCUUUGAACAUCUCUAUAAAUCAAGGCUGCUUUGAUGUGAAAUUGGAGAUUUCAUAAGCCUGUGUUUACUUUUGGGUUUCCAAAAUCAGCUGAAGGGAAAACAAAAAAAAAAAAAAACAACCAAAAAACAAAUAGUACUUUGUAUCUCAUUAAAAAGAGUUUCUAACGCAUUAAAAGCGAUAUUGUUUUAGGAAAUAAGAACUAAAAAGAGCUGCAAAAGAAAUUUGAUUUUUUUAAUGACUGAUAGUUGACUGCAACCAUUCCACUUUUCUCCAGGCACUGAAAUAUGGCUGAAAACUUUCUCCUUUAGUGCUGUGUGAAACAGGCUGUAUUUUUUGUUUUUAUUUUUGUUUUUUUUUCCUUGUUUAAACAUUAAAUGCACUUCCCAUCAUUCUCCAUGGAGUACCUAGGAAGGAAAAUCGAUGGGAAUUAUGAAGUAACAAGGACAGCUGCAAAUCUGUUUGCCACGGUCCUUGUAACAGCAGGAAAA